AUGAAAAAUGUUUCAUUGGUAAUAUUUCUAUUUAUUUUAUUAAUUUUAUUCGGUAUCUUACUUUUAAUAUUUAUCUGGAUAGUUAUUAUAAGGUAUUGGGAUAAAAUUUUAUACUUUAAUAGUCAACAUUCAUUCAUAAUGACAAUUAUUUCAAUCAAUAAGGAUACUUUUAUUAAAAAUUGUAAUAAUGAAAAUAUAGAAGAAUUUCAAUUGAAUCAAGUUUAUACAAGACAAGGUAGUUUAGAAUAUAAUUUAAAUUAUUGUACAAAAUUACAUACAUUGACUAUAGGAAUUAUUCGUGCUAAAAAUUUACAAUAUCCAUUAGAAUUAAUUCAAUACAAUACAUGUGUUACAGUUACUUUAGCUAUUUGGGAUCAUACUUAUUGGAUUUUAUUAGAUCAUCAAGAAAAGAAAAAAACAUUAUAUAUUAAUAAAAUAAAUCCAGAAUGGAAUGAAUACUUUAAUUUUAAAUUAUUAAAAUCACAAUUAUUAAAAACUAAUUUAAUAAUUGAAGUAUUUACAUGUGAUACAAUUGGUCAACAUAAAUGUAUUGGACGUUUAGAUAUUUUACUCAAAAAUAUUAAUAUCAACUUAUUCAUAAAUAAAACAUAUACUCUAUGUAAUAUGUUAAAGGUAUAUACAAUUAAUUUUUCAGAUCUAGGUGAAAUAUGCAUUGGAUUACAAUAUCAACAUUUACAAUAUCUAUUAAUACGUUUAAUUGAAAUGCAUAAUUUUAAUUUGAAUAAAAUCAAUAAAAAUGGAAUUGAUGUAAUUGUCUAUGUGAUAAUCUAUGGAAAAAUUAUUAAAAGUGAAAUUAUUUCAUCAUAUAAAGAUGGAAAUAAUCAAUAUUUUGAUCAUACUAUUAUUGUAAAUUUAAAAAAACAUGAUAAUUUACAAGAUAUACAAAUUUAUUUCCAAUUACGUCAUUUGAAUCAAUAUGGAGUAAAACAGGUACUUGGAGAAAUUAGUAUUGGUUCUAAAUCUUUACAGGAUAUAGGAAUUAAACAUUGGUUAGAGUUAUGCAAAAAUCCAUUAGAUAUGAAUAUAAUGUGGCAUAUUUGGAACCCUGUAUCAUAAUUCACUUUUCAUUUUUUUAUGAAUUUUUUUUCUAUUCAGAAAUUGAUGAUACCAGUUGCCAAACACUUUGAAGUACUGAUGAAAAAAAAAACUAUCUUAUAAUCAUUACUAUUUAUUGAUU
Molecule: messenger RNA, 1198 nt
Organism: Heterobilharzia americana
Lineage: Eukaryota; Metazoa; Platyhelminthes; Trematoda; Strigeidida; Schistosomatidae
Source: the annotation of a GenBank genome assembly